Zeugodacus cucurbitae (melon fly) is the source of this 968-nucleotide messenger RNA. RefSeq names its product probable RNA-binding protein 18. The record is from RefSeq and is a predicted model, not a curated record. Bases 145 to 765 code for a protein of 206 amino acids. The transcript is spliced from 5 exons. NCBI's taxonomy places the organism in Eukaryota, Metazoa, Arthropoda, Insecta, Diptera, Tephritidae. Gene Ontology annotation, molecular function: RNA binding.
UUUCCGAAUGUCUCCUUAAUGAAAUGUCAAACGCAAGAAAGAUAGAGAAAUUGUCAAACGUAUAAAUUUUAUUGAUUGAUUACAUUAUUUUUUGUAUACUCUGGCAAAAAUUUUUGUUUACAAAAUUACAAAAAUAAAUAAAUAAUGGCAACAAAUAGUGGAAAAAGUUGCAGCAGCGGCAGUGGUGGUGUGCUAGAAGAACGACGCAUAUGGAUUGGCAAUUUAGAUCCAAGGCUAAGCGAGUAUCAACUCUUGAAAAUUUUGCAAAAAUGCGGUCCUGUCGAAAAGUUUGAUAUGCUCUUUCACAAGAGCGGCCCAUUGGUUGGGCAAUCGCGUGGAUAUGCUUUCGUCACAUUCGGCACGGCUGACGCUGCGUUAAAAGCGCUGGAGAAAUUAAAUGGCACACCUAUAGCGAAUCGGCCGAUAGUGAUACGACUGGCGAAGAAUGUUAAUUACGAUGAACUCAACAAACAGAAACCACGCAUCGAAAUACCUGCAUUAGGCUCCAGCUCACGCGAUGAUAGAAUGAGUAGAGAAGACGCGAUACGCGCAAUAGAGUCGAAAUUACGUGCAUUAGAACGUAAUGGUGAGGAGGAAUUAGAGUUGAACCUUUUAAACUCAGCAAGCAACCAAGUACCAUUUAUACAACGCUAUCAAUUCAACAAAGACCGUGAUACAAGCAGUAGUACCUCAGGCGGGCGCACCUACACAAAGUCAUAUAACUCGGCGCCAUACAACCGACAUCAGCGGCCAAAACGAAGAUAGAAACUAGAAACAACAAGUAGUAGUGUCAAAUUCUGUUUAGUGUUUAUCCUAGAACGUCGAACAAUGUAUCUGGACUUUCAUCAAUUUCAUCAAAUAUUUAUAAUUCUACUCAUAUGCGCGCUAUCCAUACGUAUACUUAUAAAAUAUUGUGUUCAGAGACUUAAGCCAAAUAAAGUGAUUUAUUUGUAAACAUUGUAACUGUA